This is a messenger RNA of Nycticebus coucang (slow loris), 2917 nucleotides long. It is a transcript of the gene MAPK8, whose product is annotated as mitogen-activated protein kinase 8. The transcript has 12 exons. Bases 226 to 1509 code for a protein of 427 amino acids. The record is from RefSeq and is a predicted model, not a curated record. Lineage: Eukaryota; Metazoa; Chordata; Mammalia; Primates; Lorisidae. Gene Ontology annotation, cellular component: cytoplasm; nucleus. Gene Ontology annotation, molecular function: JUN kinase activity; ATP binding. Gene Ontology annotation, biological process: JNK cascade; protein phosphorylation.
GUGGGCGGGCGUGCGCGGUGACGGCCCGCGUCCGUGUUACUCAGCGGAGCGGCGGAGGCCGGACGACGCGGCCGGGAGUGCGGAGUCGCGAGCAGCACUGGGUAACGGCGGCGGCGACCGCCCGGACGGCGCCCGUACCCCCCAGCGGGCUUUUCUGUCGCCGUUCGCUGAGCUGUCGGCUUCUUGAAGUUUUGGAUGAAGCCAUUAAAUUAAUUGCUUGCCAUCAUGAGCAGAAGCAAGCGUGACAACAAUUUUUAUAGUGUAGAGAUUGGAGAUUCUACAUUCACAGUCCUGAAACGAUAUCAGAAUUUAAAACCUAUAGGCUCAGGAGCUCAAGGAAUAGUAUGUGCUGCUUAUGAUGCCAUUCUUGAAAGAAAUGUUGCAAUCAAGAAGCUAAGCCGGCCAUUUCAGAAUCAAACCCAUGCUAAGCGGGCCUACAGAGAGCUAGUUCUUAUGAAAUGUGUUAAUCACAAAAAUAUAAUUGGCCUUUUGAAUGUUUUCACACCACAGAAAUCCCUAGAAGAAUUUCAAGAUGUUUACAUAGUUAUGGAGCUCAUGGAUGCAAAUCUUUGCCAAGUGAUUCAGAUGGAGCUAGAUCAUGAAAGAAUGUCCUACCUUCUCUAUCAGAUGCUGUGUGGAAUCAAGCACCUUCACUCUGCUGGAAUUAUCCAUCGGGAUUUAAAGCCCAGUAAUAUAGUAGUAAAAUCAGACUGCACUUUGAAGAUUCUUGACUUUGGUUUGGCCAGGACUGCAGGAACAAGUUUUAUGAUGACGCCUUACGUAGUGACUCGCUACUAUAGAGCACCUGAGGUCAUCCUAGGCAUGGGCUACAAGGAAAAUGUUGACAUUUGGUCAGUUGGGUGCAUCAUGGGAGAAAUGAUCAAAGGUGGUGUUUUGUUCCCAGGUACAGAUCAUAUUGAUCAGUGGAAUAAAGUUAUUGAACAACUCGGAACACCAUGUCCUGAAUUCAUGAAGAAACUACAACCAACAGUAAGGACUUAUGUUGAAAACAGACCUAAAUAUGCUGGAUAUAGCUUUGAGAAACUCUUCCCUGAUGUACUUUUCCCAGCUGACUCGGAACACAACAAACUUAAAGCCAGCCAGGCAAGGGAUUUGUUAUCUAAAAUGCUGGUAAUAGAUGCAUCUAAAAGGAUCUCUGUAGACGAAGCUCUCCAACACCCAUAUAUCAAUGUCUGGUAUGAUCCUUCUGAAGCAGAAGCUCCACCACCAAAGAUACCUGAUAAGCAAUUAGAUGAAAGGGAACACACAAUAGAAGAAUGGAAAGAAUUGAUAUAUAAGGAAGUUAUGGACUUGGAGGAGAGAACCAAGAAUGGAGUUAUACGGGGGCAGCCCUCUCCUUUAGGUGCAGCAGUGAUCAAUGGCUCUCAGCAUCCAUCGUCAUCGUCGUCUGUCAAUGAUGUGUCUUCAAUGUCAACAGAUCCGACUUUGGCCUCGGAUACAGACAGCAGUUUAGAAGCAUCAGCUGGGCCUCUGGGCUGCUGUAGAUGACUACUUGGGCCUUGUAGGGGGUGGGAGGGAUGGGGAGUCGGUUAGUCAUUGAUAGAACUACUUUGAAAACAAUUCAGUGGUCUUAUUUUUGAGUGAUUUUUCAAAGUGUAGAAUUCAUUUUUUAGUAAAGUAGCUUAUUUUUUUUUUUAAUUUCAAGUGAUGUAAUUUAAAACCUAAGUUGUGUUUUAAAACAGCAACAAAACUGUAUUGUAUUUUUUGCUGUAAUUAACUGUAUAAUGUAAACCUAAUUAUUUUAUCAUGGUUUAAAUUUUUUGCAUAUUUGCUUUAUCUUAUGCUGCUGAUUUUUUUACUGAAUUUGUAAGAUUUUGUUUAUCAAAGCAAUUAUGUGGUGACUUGCCUAUAUCAUGAAUUAUUUAAGAUUUUUAUAGUUUUUUUAUUAGAAUUUAUUUCAGAUGUUUUGUUCAUGAGACUAUCCUUCAGGGUUAUAUGCUUGUCAAUGAAAUAACCCCAGAGGAGUGAGGGAAAAUAACCCAUAGCCAGUUAUAUUCAGGAAUAACUACUGUAAAUGAUGAACGUGUUAAGAGACCUCCAAAAUUUGCUACUUGCCAGUUCUAAUUUAAUUACAGCAAUUGGUAGGCAUCCUACUUAACUUUGGCAAGGCCCCAUCAUCUAAAUGGCAGAAUAACUCAGAGCAUGUCUUUGAAGAUGCUGGGCAUCUACCACCACCUUCCUAUCCCCACCCCACCCCCCACAAAAGUCAAGUAAAAAGAAUAUGGUGUAUUCUGCAAAUUUGUGGCAUGCUCAAAGUUUAUGAUCACAUAAAGUCAAGAGGAUACUUCAUGAAUAAUACAUUUCAAUGCAAAUAAACAGAUGGUUCACUUCUACUAGCUAUGAGCCUGUUUUUGUAUAACAUACACUGAGUUAAUGUACUCAGGCUGUAGGCCCCAGCAAUGUUCUUAGAAUCUGGUCUUUCCAUUUCCUGCAGCCUCAGGCCCUUGGACCUUUCUGCUUUACUAUUACUUGGAGUGCCAGUCAGUUGAGCACCAGUUUUUCUGGUGUUUCUAGCCUUUUGAUUCUACCUGUAGCAUAAUCAUAUCUAUUCUAGCUGUUGGGAGGUUCCUAAGCCUACUUAGAUUUGUGUAGGUGAUGUAUCAAAUGAGCAAUAUAUACCGUUCAUCUGAUAAUAGUAGCACACAGCCAUAUAUAGGAUAUCAUUUUCUAAGGACUGUUUCUUCACAUUGAGCAGAGCAGGCAUAAAUGGUGGUUAUUUAGUCUAGAGUCUUUGGUUUUUUUAUACCUAAUUUUUAAUAUAACACAAUGUGGAUGUUGAGUAGUGUUAAGAAUGGUGCUGCUCCUGACAAGUGUAUAUUAACUGUUUACAUUUUAUAUCUGCAGAAUUAUUUCUCUAUAACUGAAUUUUCCCAAGUAAAAUGUCAUUGGAGUCUCA